AUGUUCGAGAACGACUAUAAAGCUUGUGGUGCACAGAAAUCGAGCGUGGGGUUUAAUCCAGACGAUAGUAUGAUCGCCCGUGGAACCAUCAUAAGCACCAUAUCGCAACGUACCGAGCUUUCUGACGAUGACCCUCAACUCUGCAACCCCGACUUUACAAAGAAAAGGUUGAAUGUCGCAUACGAAAUUUCCGGAGCUAGGGAAAACGGCACGCAUAUCUACGCAAAAACAAGCAGAUCUGUCCUAGACGCUUGCCGUUUGUCGAUCAUAGGAGGCCGCACUUAUAACUUCUCAACAAAUGCCUUCGUCCGUGUAUACGACAUCACAGAUCCAGCGCCAUUUGAAGCAUGGGAAACCCUAUUUCUACCAGAAAGUCUUCAGAAUACGUCAGAGUCCGGAGAGACGAUGGCCAGUAAUGAGAUUUACGUUUUCCUAAGGUUCGCCUUAGCAAAUCGUUGUUUCGUGUUGCUAGACAAUGAGUAUUUUGGCUUCGCCCAUCAGAAUUGUGAGCCAGGCGAUGUCAUAGUCGCAUUGGGUGGCGGGCCUGUUUUAUACGUUCUUCGCCCGUUACAAACUGGCAACUAUACAUUUAUCGGUACUGCGUACAUCCAGGACAUGAUGGAUGGCGAGGCCUUCAAAGACGGUGCGAAACUACAAUACUUCACGAUUGUGUGA
This is a messenger RNA of Alternaria atra, 675 nucleotides long. RefSeq lists its product as uncharacterized. The record is from RefSeq and is a predicted model, not a curated record. Lineage: Eukaryota; Fungi; Ascomycota; Dothideomycetes; Pleosporales; Pleosporaceae. The transcript has a single exon. The coding region runs from base 1 to 675 and encodes 224 amino acids.